CAGGCCUGCUGAGCCGCAGGAAACAUGGGAGCGGGUUCCAGGACGUCUUAGCUGUCUGUGCCUCCCCGCGCUGCAGUGGCUGAGUGUGCUGGCUGGAAGCCUCCCUCCCUGCUCCAGGAGUAGCUGAGGACCACCCUGGAGGCCUGCAGGAUGGAAGGGGCGAGGGAAGAGAAGCUGACAUCUGUGUCUAGCCUGGUCACUGUGUUUGAGAACUGCAGGACCCCAGGAGCAGGGCCCAAAGCCCACCAGCAGGAAGAGGUGCCUCACUGCUCUGGGGGCAGGCCUCCGCCCCUCCCAGGGCCGUGGGAGAAGCCAGACAUGGAGGUGGCCCCGGCGGCACAGCCCAGGACGGUCAGCAGGAGGUACCUGAGCUCCCUGAAGAACAAGCUGUCUGGCGGGGCCUGGAGGAAAUCCUGCCAGCCUGGGACCUGCCCUGGGCCAGAGACACAGGAGCCUGAGAAGAGGAUCGUCCAGGAGCUGCUGGAGACGGAGCAGGCAUACGUGGCACGCCUGCACCUGCUGGACCAGGUGUUCUUCCAGGAGCUGCUGAGGGAGGCCCGCAGCAGCAAGGCCUUCCCUGAGGACGUGGUCAGGCUCAUCUUCUCCAACAUCUCCUCCAUCCACCAGUUCCACGCGCAGUUCUUCCUCCCUGAGCUGCAACGGCGCCUGGACGACUGGGCGGCCACCCCCCGCAUUGGCGACGUGAUCCAGAAACUGGCCCCGUUCCUCAAGAUGUACAGUGAGUACGUCAAGAACUUUGAGCGAGCGGCGGAGCUGCUGGCUGCCUGGACCGACAAGUCUCCGCCCUUCCAGGAGGUGAUCACCCGCAUCCAGAGCAGCGAGGCCUCGGGCAACCUGAGCCUGCAGCACCACAUGCUGGAGCCCGUGCAGCGAAUCCCCCGCUACGAGCUGCUGCUCAGAGACUACGUGCAGAAGCUCCCGGCCCAGGCCCCGGACCGGGCUGACGCCCAGAAGGCUCUUGACAUGAUCUUCUCGGCGGCUCAGCACUCCAACGCGGCCAUCGCUGAGAUGGAGCGGCUGCAGGACCUGUGGGAGGUGUACCAGCGCCUGGGCCUUGAGGACGACAUAGUGGACCCCUCCAACGCCCUGCUCCGUGAGGGCCCCGUCCUCAAGAUCUCCUUCCGCCGCAAUGACCCCAUGGAGCGCUACCUUUUCUUGUUCAACAACAUGUUGCUCUACUGCAUGCCCAAGGUCAUCCAGGUGGGCGCCCACUUCCAAGUGAGGACCCGCAUCGACGUGGCCGGGAUGAAGGUGCGGGCGCUGACGGAUCCCGAGUUCCCCCACUCCUUCCUGGUGUCCGGGAAGCAGCGCACCCUGGAGCUGCAGGCGCGGUCCCAGGAGGAAAUGAUUUCCUGGCUACAGGCCUGCCAAGCAGCCAUCGACCAAGUAGAAAAGCGCAAUGAAACCUUCAAGGCGGCGGUGCAGGGGCCCGAAGGCGGCCUCCAGGAGCCGCAGCUGCAGUCCGAGGAGCUGGGCCUCCGGGCGCCGCAGUGGGUCCGGGACAAGAUGGUCACCAUGUGCAUGCGCUGCCGGGAGCCCUUCAACGCCCUCACGCGCCGGCGCCACCACUGCCGCGCAUGCGGCUACGUGGUGUGCGCCAGGUGCUCCGAGUACAGGGCCGAACUCAAGUACAACGCGAACAGGCCCAGCCGCGUGUGCCUCGACUGCUACGCGUUCCUCACCGGCUGCGUACUCCCUGGGGACAAGGACAGGCGGCCAGGCAUCCUGGAGAAAGGAUCUUCGGCGGGGUCCGGCCAGAGUCUGCUGUGCAGCUUCCUGCAGCUCAGCGGGGACAAGUGGGGCAGGAGCGGCUCCCGGGGCUGGUGCGUGAUCCCCCAGGACGACCCCCUGGUGCUCUACGUCUACGCGGCCCCCCAGGACACGCGGGCUCACACCUCCAUCCCGCUGCUGGGCUACCAGGUGACCGCUGGGCCCCAGGGGGACCCCCGGCUAUUCCAGCUGCAGCAGUCAGGCCAGCUGUACACCUUCAAGGCGGACUCAGAGGAGCUGCGAGACCGUUGGGUGAAGGCCAUGGAGCGGGCCGCCCAGGGCUGGGGCCCCGGGGACCCUGAUGCCGGGGACCUGUGCAACUGAACCACCAGCACUUGCUCUCUGCCCUUUGCUGUCCACUCAGAGCCUGCCUCCUGCCCUGGGACGACCCUGUGGCCCACCGGUCCAAGUCACAUAAGCGAUUCCUGUCCCCUGUGGCCAGGCCCCGGGGCCUGGGAUGGGAUCAGAAGCUAUGGGUCUGUUCCCCGGGGUAGGGAACAAACCAGUGCCCCAGUUUGCUGGGUAGAGGGGCUUCCUAUGCCAAUAGGACACCCAGUGCUAGACUGAGGAAGUCCCCAGUAACCCGGUACUAGCAGGUUCUCAACUGGGGCUGCUCACUAGCGCCCCCUGGGAAGUUUUUACAAAAUACCGCGACAGGCAUGGGGCCCAGCGGUAGAGCUGCCAGUUAAGAGGCCUGCAUGGCAUGUCACAGGGUUUGGGGACAAGUCCUGGCCCUGCUCCCAAUUCCAGCUUCCUACUAGUGUGCACCCUGGGAGGCAGCAGACGGCAGACCACAAGCACUUCUGUCCCUGGCACCCACACGGGAGACCCAGAUGGAGUUCCAGGCUCCUGGAUUCACUCCUAGUCAGGAGCCAUUCAA
This is a messenger RNA of Lepus europaeus (European hare), 2671 nucleotides long. RefSeq names its product FYVE, RhoGEF and PH domain containing 2 (gene FGD2). Gene Ontology annotation, biological process: filopodium assembly; cytoskeleton organization. Gene Ontology annotation, cellular component: cytoplasm. The transcript has 16 exons. Bases 151 to 2115 code for a protein of 654 amino acids. Lineage: Eukaryota; Metazoa; Chordata; Mammalia; Lagomorpha; Leporidae. Gene Ontology annotation, molecular function: metal ion binding; guanyl-nucleotide exchange factor activity. The record is from RefSeq and is a predicted model, not a curated record.